Messenger RNA from Phacochoerus africanus (Common warthog), 2605 nucleotides. It is a transcript of the gene ZNF529, whose product is annotated as zinc finger protein 529. Gene Ontology annotation, biological process: negative regulation of transcription by RNA polymerase II; regulation of cytokine production; regulation of immune system process. The transcript has 3 exons. The record is from RefSeq and is a predicted model, not a curated record. Lineage: Eukaryota; Metazoa; Chordata; Mammalia; Artiodactyla; Suidae. Bases 798 to 2465 code for a protein of 555 amino acids.
UUUGUUUCCACUGAGGCACAACGAGGAACUCCAGUCUGUUUUUUUGCGAAUGCUGUUCUAACAUGUGUGAGGUAGUACUUCGUUUUUGAUUUUCUGGAGAACUGUCAAUUCAGAUUCUCGGCCCACUUUUCAGUUGAGUUGUAUGAGUUCUUUAUAUAUUUUAUUAACCUCUUAUCAGAUAUAUGACUGGCAAAUAUUUUAGCUGUUGAAACUGGCCUUAACCUAUGCCUUACCUUAUCAGGAACAGCUUCUGACGUAUGGUAAAUUCCAACGAGAUAUAGAAAUGCUACUCCUAAAAUAUCCUCUUCUCUUUCAUCACUUUUGUGGUAAUGUUGUUACUGACAUUACCUUCAUUGGACUUCUCCCCUCUCUUGCAAAUGAAGGCAGCCGAGGGGGUUUGUGCAGCAGCCCUAGGUCUCAGCUUGCCUCUCUUGGUGUGGAAUUUCUUCCCCAUGAGCCAAGGCAAAGGCAGCUGGAACCCCAGGAUUCAUGGCAGUAUUACACUCAAGGUACAGCUACUUGUGUGACUACUAAGCAGAAGAAAAUCUCCAAGCCUUAGUUACAUUUGUUUGAAUAACGAGUAGCUGGGGGCAUGGUGAGAAGUGACCAUGGAGCAGAAGUUGAGGAGUGGUGAGGAAGUUUGUGUCCUUGGCUGUUCUAGUUUGGAAUGGAGUCUUUUUCUAAGAUGGGAUGGACAAGGAAGGGUGCUGGUUUGGUUCAAAUACUGCAAGACUUGCACAGUUCUUAAUACAUUUUAGCAGAUUUUCUUGAACAAAUGUGUUUUUUUCAUUUGCUUUAUGUUUUUAUAUAUAAUUUUCACCAGUUUCAGUGGGGAGCAUGUCUGUGAAGCUCCUCAUGCUGUCAUACCAGAAGUGGAAUUCCGUGAUCAAUUCUUUAAAGUUCUAACCAUGGACCAUGAACUGGUGACAUUCAGGGAUGUGGUCAUCACCUUCUCUCAGGAGGAGUGGGAAUAUCUGGAUUCUGCCCAGAGGGACUUGUACUGGGAUGUGAUGAUGGAAAAUUACAGCAACUUGGUCUCACUGGACUUGGAAUCCAACUAUCACACAAAGACUUUGUCUAUAGAGAAGGACAGUAUUGAAAAAAGUGAUUUACAGUGGGAAGUAAUAGAAAGUAGUAAAUUAGUUGACUUUGAGAACUCCAUUUUCAGAAAUGAUUGGCAAAGCAAAAGGAAGACUGAUGUACAAAGACCUGAAGUAGGACAUUUCAGUCAAAUGAAAAUCAUCUCUGAAAAAGUGCCCAAUUACAAAAAUCAUAAGUCUUUUACAGUACAUCAGAGAAUUCAUGAUAGCAAGAAGCCCUUUGAAUAUAAGGAAUAUGGGAAGGUCCUUAGUUGUUGCUUAAACUUUGAUGAAUAUAAGAAAAUAUACACUAGUGAGAAAACCUCUGAAUAUAGUAGAUAUUGGAAAACCAUUGGAGUUGAUGACUCCCAUACCCUACAACUGAAUAUUCAUACCGGUGUGAAACUUUGUAAAUGCACGGAAUGUGAGAAUACCUUUAGUUUUUACGAAGAUCUUACUGUACACCAGAAGAUUCAUGAUGAUCAAAAGUGCUAUAAAUGUAAGGAAUAUGGAAGGACUUUUAGAAAUAUUGAAGAAGUUACUCCACUUCAAAGAAUUCAUGAUGGUGAAAAACCCUAUGAGUGUACUUUCUGUGGGAAAUCUUUUAGAGUGCAUGCACAACUUACUAGACAUCGGAAAAUCCACACUGAUGAGAAACGUUACAAAUGUAUGGAAUGUGGCAAGGACUUUAGAUUCCAUUCACAGCUAACCGAACAUCAGAGAAUUCAUACUGGUGAGAAACCCUACAAAUGCAUACAAUGUGAGAAGGUCUUCAGAAUUAGCUCACAGCUUAUUGAACACCAGAGAAUUCAUACUGGUGAGAAACCUUAUGCAUGUAAAGAAUGUGGGAAGACUUUUGGAGUCUGUAGAGAACUUGCUCGACAUCAGAGAAUUCAUACUGGUAAGAAACCCUAUGAAUGCAAGGCAUGUGGAAAGGUCUUUAGAAAUAGUUCAUCCCUAACUAGGCAUCAGAGAAUUCAUACUGGUGAGAAACCAUAUAAAUGUAAGGAAUGUGGGAAAGCUUUUGGAGUAGGCAGUGAACUUACUCGACAUCAGAGAAUUCACAGUGGUCAAAAACCUUAUGAAUGUAAAGAGUGUGGAAAGUUCUUUAGACUUACUUCAGCCCUUAUUCAACACCAGAGAAUUCAUAGUGGUGAGAAACCUUAUGAAUGUAAGGUAUGUGGGAAGGCCUUUAGACAUAGUUCAGCCCUUACUGAACAUCACAGAAUUCAUACUGGAGAAAAACCUUAUGAAUGCAAGGAAUGUGGGAAGGCCUUUAGACAUAGUUCCUCCUUUACAAAACAUCAGAGAAUUCAUACUGGUAAGAAAUCCUAUGAAUGUAAGGAAUGUGGAAAUGCCUUUAGUGUGGGCAGGUACUUUACUUGAUAUUAAACAAGUUACACUGGUAAGAAGUCUUUUGAAUGAAAGACAUGUAUAUAAAGCACAUUUGUUUCUGAGUUUCAUUGGAAAAACCUGUGUACUUAUGCAGAUUCAGUGUCUCUUAUUAAAUCUGUUUCUGGACUUUA